This is a messenger RNA of Cyclopterus lumpus (lumpfish), 5234 nucleotides long. It is a transcript of the gene auts2a, whose product is annotated as activator of transcription and developmental regulator AUTS2 a. Lineage: Eukaryota; Metazoa; Chordata; Actinopteri; Perciformes; Cyclopteridae. The transcript has 18 exons. The record is from RefSeq and is a predicted model, not a curated record. Bases 1 to 3876 code for a protein of 1291 amino acids.
AUGGACGGCCCUCGAUCUAGUGGCCUCCGCAAAAAGAGGAAGUCAAGGUCAGUGAGGGAUCGGGACAGGAGAUCAAAUGGGAUAAAGAACAACCAUGUCAAGGGCUCCGUCUUUCACUUCUCCGACUCGGAGCGAGAGGGCGACAAGGAGCCCCCCUCAUCCCGCCAUCGACCCCCGCGCAGGAAGCGAAAGGAGUCUACUUCUGCUGAAGAGGACAUCAUCGACGGCUUCUCCAUCACAGGGUUCGUGACCCUGGAGGCUCUGGAGAAGAACCUGACACUGACGCCCCAGGAGUGCAGAGGCAACCAGGCAGGGCCCCUUCACAAGAAGAAGGCUGCCAGGGUCCCCAACGGCAUGAGCCUGGAGCCCUGCAAGAACAAUCACCACCACCAACAGCCUUCAGACCAGGAGAACAACCCCCGCCUGGCACACACACAAGGCAAGAAGAAGAAGAAACACCUGAACAAGAAACACACAAUGCUGAAGCCAGGGCAGAACAACUGCAAGGACAGCGACAGCGAGAGUGUGAGCGGAGGGUCCAAGCCUUCCAUCAGGAGCAGCUCCAGAGACAGACUGACUGAUUGUGACACCGAGGAGCAGACCAAGACGGACAAGGUCUCCGAUGCCAGCUCAGAGAAAUUUUUCAGCACUGCUGCAGUUAAAGUUCCAGAUUUUGGCCUCCAUGUGCUCUCCACCAAUGGCAGCCAGGAGCCUCACGGGCCAGGCCUCCUUCAGGUGUCAGGCCUAGAGCGCAGUCAGGAGAGGAGCCAGGAUACCUGCAGGGACCCCCAAGCCCCUGUAUCCUGCACCCCCAGUCAGCCUCUGCCCCCCCAAGCCCGCCCCUUGCCCCAGCCUUCUGUCCCCCGGCCCCUGUCCCCUAAACGGACCCAGAAAACCGUCCCUACCCAGGUUCAGGUUCCGGCCUCCACAAACCUGCCCCCACACUCAGAGGCUCUCCCCAGGCCUCGGACGCCCGCAGCCCUGCCUCUCGCCCAGGGCCAAGAGCCCUCGCCACCUCCCCAUCCCCGGCCACAGCACCAGCCCGAGCUGCUGUCCCACCCCCGGCCUCCGCCGACGCCCAGCCUUCACCCACACCCACCAUUGCCUGCCCUCCCCACCCAUCACCCUCAUCAGCAGCACCCCAGCCAGGCCGGCCCCCACCGGCCCCCAUCACGCUGCCACCCCCGGCCCCUUUCUGCCUACAACGGCCUCAGCCUCAACGGUCACAGCAGCAGCAGGAGCAGCACCCCAGGCACCAAGCCCCACGGGCCCCCUGCUUCCACUUUGCACCUCCCCCAUCACCCGUCUCCUCCUGCGGCGGCAGCAGCAGCAGCCUCCACCUUCCCGCUGCCCUUGGCAGCUAACCAGAGCACCCCCCACAGCUGCCCCCCUGCCUUGCAGUCCUCGCCGCACCCACAUCACCCCAAUAUGUUCGCUCCUCCACCGGCCUUGCCUCCACCACCACCACUUACGUCUAGCACCCUGCCAGCACCCGGACAUCCUGCUGCUGGGAGUGCCUACUCAGAGCAAGAGCUUCUGCGCCAGGAGCUCAACACCCGUUUCCUGGCCUCCCAGAACGCCGACCGUGGCGCCUCGCUGGGCCCUCCACCCUACCUGCGCACCGAGUUCCACCAGCACCAGCAUCAGCACCAGCACCAGCAUCAGCACCAACACACACACCAGCACACCCACCAGCACACCUUCACGCCCUUCCCCCACGCCAUCAUGCCCACCCCAGCACCGCCCAUGGUGCGUACCCCUGCCAGAAAUUUUGAAAAAUACCCAUCAAAAGUGGACCCCUUCUACAGACACAGCCUCUUUCACUCCUACCCACCGGCCAUGUCUGGCCUUCCGCCCGUCAUCCCCCCGACCGGGCCUUUCGGCUCGCUGCAGGGCGCAUUUCAGCCCAAGACCUCUAAUCCACUUGAUGUGUCCACAAGACCAGGAGGCGUCCCACACACAUUCUUACAGAAGGACCCCAGGCUAACGGAUCCAUUUCGGCCCGUUCACAGGAAACCAGGGAAGUGGUGUGCCAUGCAUGUCCAUAUCGCCUGGCAGAUAUACCACCACCAACAGAAAGUGAAGCAGCAGAUGCAGGUCGACCCUCACAAGCUAGACUUUGGCCUCAAGCCUGACUUCCUGAGUCGACCUCCAGGCCCCAGCCUCUUCGGAGCCAUCCAUCACCCCAACGACUUGGCCCGGCCCGCCACGCUCUUCUCCGCCGCAGGUCCCACUCAUCUAUCAGCAGGUCCUUUCGGUCAUCCGCCCCACCAUCCUGGAAACUUCCUCGCCCCAGCGUCUCACUUAGAACCCUUCGGUAGGCCAGCAUCGUUUGGCGGACUGGGAACCCUCAGUUCAUCGGCCUUCGGGGGACUGGGCAAUCCAGCACUGACGGCCAACGCCGUGUUCGGCCUUAAAGAUGGCCCCAACCCCCAGCAGCACUUCAACAGCGGCAGCAACAGCGGCCACCAGGAGCCGUGGAACCGCUUACACCGCACGCCGCCCUCCUUCCCCACCCCGCCACCCUGGCUGAAACCUGGAGACUCUGAGAGGAGCGCCUCAGUCAGCUCGCACGAGAGGGACCGAGACUCUGACAAACGGGACUCGUUGGCCAGUAAAGACGACAAAGACAGGGACUCUGUAGAAAAGCGCCAUUCGCGCCAUCCGUCCCCAGUCCCUCUCAACCCCAUCAGCCUCCUGGGCCACACCCGGCCUCCAGAGCACCACAGGAACCACCUGCCCCCUGCUUCUGGAGAGCCUCAGAGGGACAAGGAGAAGGCCAAGGACAGGGAGAGGGAGCGAGAGCACUCAGACUCCUGGAAAGACAACGGCACAGAUGACCAUAAACUCAAAGACAACCAGCACAGCGACAAGGACACACCUGUCAUCCACGACGGACGAGUGUCAGAGGACAAAGUGUCCAACAGAGGGACGCCAUCGCCCUACAUCCGGCAGACCAGCCUCGACCGUCCCAAUGGCGCGCUGACCCGGGAGGUCCUGGAGAAAAAGGCAGAGCUGCCAUACGAGCACCAGAAGAAGAACAGCGAGGUGAAGGUGAAGGAGGAGCGGAAGGAGGAGCUGGAUGGAGCCACCGAGAGGGCAAGUGAGCACCUACCACAGGCGCCCCCCACGCCGAAUCUCCACCCUCCCUCCUCGAUGCCUAUGCCCAUGAGCAUGGCUGGCGUUCACCCCAUCAACAGCAUCAGCGGCCUGGAGAGAACUCGAAUGGUUGCGCCCUUCAUGGGUAUCAGCCCCAUCCCAGGAGCUGACAGGUUCCCUUACCCUGCCUUCCACUGGGACCCAAUGAGGGACCCCUACAGGGGUCUGGACAUUCACAGACGGGACCCUUUGACCAGGGACCUGUUGCUAAGGAAUGACCCUCUGCACCGGCUGGCGGCGCCUCGCCUCUACGAGGCUGAGCGCUCCUACAGAGACCGUGAGCCUCACGACUUUAAUCGUGACCACAUCCACCCUCUGGCCCUGGAGCAGAGGAGGGAGCAUGAGCGUGCCCAUCUGGAGGAACGCGAGCGCCUCAACAUGCUCAGAGAGGACUAUGAGCACGGGCGCCUCCACCCCGCCAUGCACCAUCCUGCCCUUGACGGACACCUGCAACACCCGGCCCAGGGCCUCAUGGCCCCUGGACUUCCUGGCAUGCACUACUCCAGGGUGAGUCCCUCGGCGGCGGCAGCGGCCGCAGCAGCCGCCGCCGCCCAUCAGAACGGUAUCCUGAACAAAACGCCGCCCACUGCCUCUCUGAGUGCCCCGCCCCCCCUCAUCCCCACGCUGGGUGCCCGGCCCGGCUCACCCAGACGGACUACUCCCCUGGCCACAGAUAUCAGAGACAGACCGGCUCACAAAGACAUUGAGGCCCGGUGAGCUGAGGUGACCCUGCAGCCCCGUGCCUCACACACUGAACUCACACCAAGCACUUAGCUUUGGGCAAAGCCAGACUGUAACAUAGCUGUGAAUAAUUUAUGUGGGCGCAGAAAUGCCCUCACAAGGAAUUGUUUUUGUAUAAAACUACAAAGAGACAAUAAUCAUGGAACAAAAAAGAUUUUUCAACGAUUUUUCUUCCGGUUUGCUCCAACUCGUGUUGUUUCUGUCUCUCGUAUGGCGACGUGAGGCGGGUGAGAAUGAACAGUUUUGGAAUGUACAGGUACUUUAUCACUGACAGACAGCAAAGUGUGUAGAUAAUGUGUACAGUCGCUGUGCUCACCCUGUAUGGACUAAAGAUCAUGGUACAAAUAUGCAAAAGGAUGUUUUGAAAGCUUUACUUUGAACACAUGUACAUAGAGGAGUAUUACAGCGGUGAUUCAGAAUGUGCUUUUUGCUAUUUCCUUUCUGUUUUUUCAGUUGACGCAGCUGAUUAUCUUUGUACCAGAGACCCCAUGUUCAACUAUGCAACAAAUGUCUCGGCUCCCUUUGUGAAAGCUGGCCUUCUCACCACUGACUGUGUGACAACACCGGACAAACGGCUGUAUUCUCUCCACAACUCAGACACACGCAAACAGAUAGCAGCUUCAACCGAUCCACGCCGGGUCAGGUCGCAAUUUGGAACAAAAAGGUUAUGUCUUGAGAAGUAUUCUCUCAAAUAUGAUCAAUUGUAUUGACAAUCCCAAACAAUCAGUUGAUGGAUAUUUUGCAUUUUAAAGGUUUUCUAAUGUAAAAAACAAAAAAGGCCAGCAGCACAAACGUCAACCCCCCCGCCCCGCUCUUGUUGUUCUGGGGAGAAUGCAGCACAUUGAACACCAUGACGGCCCAUCGGCCCGACUGAAGAGUGUAAAGUACAUGUUUUGGAAAAAGGUUCUGUUGGUCAAACGGUGUAUUAAAGUGCUUUCCUGAGUUGUUGUACCUACAAAAUCAAAAGACAAAAAAGCAAGUCUAAACUAUGGACCGUUUGUUUCUAAUGAGCAGAGAUCUAUUUUAGUAGUCCACUGAAAGUUUAGUUGUGCGCUUCAAACUCUGUGAUAUCAUGUCGUGCAGUGUUUUUUAAUCCAACAUAAAAAUGUCCACCGGAGCCAUAGUGGUUAGUCGAUGCGUAUUGCGAAACGAUUGUUCAAUCAGAUUUUUUUUUCUUUCUUUUGUUGCUGUUAACCGUGUACAGGGAACAAAAGUGAAGUCUUUCUAGAUCAUGUACAAAAAUGAGUGAAAAAAAAUGAAGCGACUGAAUCUUCAGCAUGCUCCUCAUUUAAACUUGUGUUAUGUAAAUUGUGCCAUGUUAUUAAAAAAUGUGU